AUGGCAGCCACUCAAAAUCAGCCACCUUCACCGGACCUCUCGCCAACUCUCGCCCUCGGUUCCUGCCCCGAGCUCUCCCGCUGCGUCUCAACCGCCUCGUCCCUCUCCCACGGCUCCGUUACCGAGGACAGCUCGCGGGAAUCUCUUGGCAGCGGCCUCAACACCUCCCGCCAUUCGUCCGGCUCCUACCACUCCCGCCGAUCCGAUGCUUCCCACGUUUCUCGACGCUCCACGCACUCGGCCGACUCCAAGACGCGUCGACGUGGCUACAUGAGGCCGCAGGCCACCGAUUUCGCUGCCAGCGCCAGAUCCCGCGAGAGCGUCAUGAGCCUCGGAAGCAUUGCGCAUCUGCAGUACUACUUUGCCCGCACCGGCUUGCUUGACGGCAAAGGCGCUCAGCUGGCUCGCAAGAAGCAGCCCAAGAUCACACUCGAUCUCUCCGCUCUCGACGGCUCGGCAGACACUACCGGAAUUUCAGCCUCGGAUUUUGAUUCUUCAUACGCCUCCAUGGGCAGCAGCCCCGACCUAGCCUCGCAUGGCGGCUUCGCAGCCGCUACCAUAACCCAGUCUCCCGUAAAGGAGGAGGAAGACUACUACGACGAAGACAGCUUCACCGAGUCGGAAUCCGGAAUGCUUCCCCCUACUGUUAGCACAUAUCAUCAUAGAGAGACGCCCAUCCCGAGGCCGCCGACCAUAAUGGAACUCAAGGCAGAGCUGGAGGCGACCCUUCGUGAUGCCCAAAAGGCCCUCAAAGAGGCCGAAGCGAGGAAGGCUGGCGCGUAUCUCGCAACCUGCGACGAGCCCGCGCUGCCCAACAUGCCCGAGGAAAACUCCCAAGGCUGGUAUGAACUCCAAGGAAUGCACAUUCUCGACGUUGUCACCCUCGCUAUCCGCGCCGCCAAGAUGUACUACACGGCGCACGAGCAGCCUGACCGCCUCGACUCUAUCAAGUCGGAGAAGCAGGUUCGAUCCGACCUACUCGCUGUCAUGGAGGUCUUGAAGCAGAUGGCCAUCCGUGGUUUCAAGGGAGGCAUGAAGGACGACGACACCAAGACCAUGCUCGCCUGGACCGACAGUGUCUUCGACAUUCUUCACAAGGAAGAGGCCAUGGAGGCAGCUGAAGCAGCCGAACGUUCCAGCUGGACCUGGAUGAGGGCCGACGACUGGUCCGGCCGCAAGCUUGCCCGCGAGAGUGCCUUUCUCACCUCGAUGGAUCCCGAGGCCGCCGCCGCCCUCCCCGUGUGGACGCCGGCUGUGGACGCGUCGACCUUGCCCACACCAUUCCUCGCCGCCAUGCAGAACGGGCUCCGUCUCGUGCGGCUGCACAACGCCGCCGUCCACAAAUCGAAGCGCCGCUUUGGUGCCAUUCCCUCGUUCCACACGGACACGCAGAAGCCGUAUCGCUGCGCCGAUAACCUACGCUACUGGGUCAAGGCCGCCGAGCUGCGCUUCGAGGUGGUCCUCGCCGUCGACGCGCUGGGCGUGGCCUACGGCACGGAUCGCCAGGCCUGGCUCGGCUUCGAAGCGGCCAUCCUGAAGUGGUGCCAGCACGUUCGUGAGGAGAUUACCAACGAGCUCAGGAAGUGA
This is a messenger RNA of Cordyceps fumosorosea ARSEF 2679, 1587 nucleotides long. RefSeq lists its product as hypothetical. The transcript has a single exon. The coding region runs from base 1 to 1587 and encodes 528 amino acids. The record is from RefSeq and is a predicted model, not a curated record. NCBI's taxonomy places the organism in Eukaryota, Fungi, Ascomycota, Sordariomycetes, Hypocreales, Cordycipitaceae.